UUUUCCUCCCAGCCACAGAAGGAGGAUAGGAGGGAGAGGGUUGUUUGCCGUCCGGUAAUUAAACCAAAUGUGUCUUGCAGUGAUUCAUAUAAACUUCAAGAACCCAGAGGACCCUCAGGAAUCAUGAAGGACCUUAUGGCCGCAGUCACUGUCCUGGCUUUAGUGAUGCUGUCAGAGGCCCAACAUCAGCCUGGAUUUUGUGCUUUCUACGAUGAGUGUGGUCGUAACCCAUCCUUAGGGGACACUCUCAUUCCUCCUAUCGUCCCAUGUCUGAACUACAGCCCAGCCCGACACCUCACAGGUGAACACUACAGGAGGUUCAAGGAGGUGUGUCCCAUGUUGGACCAAGGAGAGGAAAACACAUACGGCUGCUGCUCCCUUGGACAGCUUACAUCUCUGGAGAGGAGCCUGUCCCUGUCCAAAGGUGUGCUGAACCGCUGUCCUUCGUGUGCGGAGAACUUUGCCCACAUGCACUGCAUGGCCACCUGCAGCCCUAACCAGACAGUGGCAGUCAAAGUCACCAAAGUUAUGAAUGUCACCUAUUUGGGCCAGCCAAAGGAUGCGGUUGUGGCCUACAGCGCAUACAUCAACAAUCAAUUCGCAGAGACGGCUUUCCAGUCUUGUAAAAAUGUCCGGCUACCAGCAACAGGAGGCUUUGCCAUCUCUACCAUGUGUGGUCGGUAUGGGGCCACCCUGUGCACCCCUCAGCGCUGGUACGACUUUCAGGGUGACUCCAGUAACGGGUUGGCUCCUUUAGACAUCGACUUCCAUCUGAUAAAGGGUCAUGACACCACAGGGCUGCCUGAGGGUGUGAUUCCUUACAACGGGCAAGCUUUAAAGUGCAACGAGGUCACACCAUCAGGAUCCGAGCCCUGCUCCUGUCAGGACUGCAAAGACUCCUGUCCGAGUCUGCCUCCUCCUCCGCCCCCUCCAGCACCUUUCAGAUUGGCCGGGAUGGAUGGAUUCCUUCUCAUUUCUAUCAUUUUAUCAUGCGUUCUGAUAUGCGCCUUCUUGCUGUAUGUAUUUGUUUCUUUCCGGAUGAGCUCUAAAAAAAAAAAAGAUCAGGGAGGCGGAAAAAGAAAGGACAAAACUAAAGACAUCUUUCAAAGAAAGAUUCAUCCUUCAGAGGUGACAUGUGCUAACAAGACCAGCCUGGUAGCUCAAGAUUUCCUGAGUUCACUGUUUCAACGUUGGGGAACCUUGAUGGCCUCGUAUCCCCUCACGGUGCUCCUCUUCUCAGCAGUAGUUGUUGCUGUCCUCUCUGUUGGCCUUAAGUCCAUUGAGCUCACAACGGAUCCAGUUGAGCUAUGGUCUGCUCCAAAUAGUCAGGCCCGCCAGGAGAAGGACUUUCAUGACAAGCACUUUGGCCCGUUCUUCAGGACAAACCAGCUGAUCUUAACGGCCCCGGACAAAAAAGGGAGCAUUUAUGACUCUCUGCUAUUUGGAAAACAGAAUUUCAGUGGGAUUGUUUCCAAAGAUCUCAUCAUCCAGCUGCUGGAGCUCCAGCAAAAAAUACAGCAAAUUGAAUUCUGGUCUGAGGAUCUCAAUCGCACAGCAUCUCUGAAGGAUGUGUGCUACGCUCCACUAAACCCGUCCAAUCCUUCCCUGACCGACUGCGCAGUCAACAGCCUGCCACAGUACUUCCAAAACAGCCUGGAAAACAUCAACGCCAAAGCAAAUAUGACAGAGUUAGGGGUGACCAAAGAGGUGGACUGGAGAGACCACCUAAUCUACUGCCUGAACUCCCCGCUGUCCUUCAAAGACAUCACUGCUUUGGGAAUGAGCUGCAUGGCCGACUACGGAGCGCCGGUCUUUACCUUUCUGGCUGUGGGAGGUUAUGAAGAUGAUGACUACACCAAUGCAGAGGCUCUCAUCCUAACAUUCUCCCUGAACAACUUUCCUCGUGAGGAUCCCAAGUUUAAAGUGGCUUUGCAGUGGGAGAAGGAGUUUCUUAAAAUUGUCCAGGAUUAUCAGAAAAACCCAGCAACAAACUUCACGUUUGCCUACAUGGCAGAGAGGUCUCUAGAGGAUGAGAUCAAUCGAACAACGGCAGAAGACAUUCCCAUCUUCAUGAUCAGCUAUCUUGUAAUCUUUGUGUACAUCGCUGUGGCUCUGGGAGAGUACUCUUCAUGCAAACGCUUACUGGUGGACUCCAAGUUUUUGGUGGGUCUGGGUGGAAUCCUGGUGGUCGGCUGUUCGGUCCUGGCUUCCAUGGGUUUCUACUCGUGGAUUGGCAUUCCGUCUUCACUGGUCAUCUUGCAGGUGGUGCCUUUCCUUGUGCUUGCUGUUGGAGCUGACAACAUCUUCAUCUUUGUUUUGGAGUACCAGAGAGAUGUAAGGAGAGCUGGAGAGACUCGGGAGCAGCACAUUGGUCGAGUGCUUGGACAUGUAGCUCCCAGCAUGCUCCUCUGCAGCCUUUCAGAGUCUGUUUGCUUCUUUUUAGGGGCCCUAUCUACCAUGCCAGCAGUGAGGUCCUUCGCUCUAUAUGCUGCUUUGGCCGUGCUUAUGGACUUCGCCCUGCAGAUGACAGCUUUUGUUGCACUUUUGUCCCUUGAUGCUCGGCGCCAGGUCAAGAACCGCUGUGAACUCUUCUGUUGUGUUUCCGUGUCAGCCAAGCACUCCAACAAGCCAAAUGAGGGCUUUCUGCUGCCCCUAAUGAGGAAAUACUACGCCCCGGCCCUGUUGAAUCGUUACACAAGGAUCUUUGUGAUGGUGGUGUUCAUCCUAAUGUUCUGCGCGUCCAUAUUCCUCAUGUUGCAUGUGAAAGUGGGUCUGGACCAGGAGCUUGCUAUGCCGACAGACUCGUACAUGCUGCGCUAUUUCAGUUACCUGCACAAGUACUUUGAAGUUGGCGUUCCAGUUUACUUUGUGACAAAGAGAGGCUUCAACUUCACCAGUGAGGAGGGCAUGAAUGCUGUGUGUUCCAGUGUGGGCUGUGAUCAGUUCUCUCUCACGCAGAAGAUCCAGUACGCUACUAACUUCCCUGACUUAUCCUACAUUGCAAUUCCUGCUAAUUCUUGGGUGGACGAUUUCAUUGACUGGUUGAACCCUGGAUCCAGAUGUUGUCGACUCUACACCCUCGGUCCAAACCAAGGGGAGUUCUGUCCAGCAAACAUAAGUUCUCUCUUAUGUGGGCGCAAAUGUAUGAACGCUUCUGCAACCAGUGCCAUCAGGCCCAGUGUAGAACUGUUCAACCGCUUCCUCCCUGACUUCCUGGGUAACAGACCUGAUCUGCAGUGCUCCAAAGGGGGUCUCGGAGCUUACGACACAUCGGUAGUAAUAGAUGGCGGGGGAGAAAUAAUAGGAGCAAUUUCCAGCCCAGUCAAGGCAGCCGGGGAUGUGAUGAAUAAGAAGCCUGUGAAUGAACUCACUUUUCUGGUCAUUGCAGCCUCUCGGUUCAUGGCUUACCACACAACUCUGACCAACUCUCAGGAGUACACUGCUGCCCUGCAGAAGGGCAGAGAGCUGGCCAGCAGCAUCACAGAGGCCAUGAGGAAAGUACCAGGGACAUCUCCAGACUUUGAAGUGUUCACUUACACGCUGACUAAUGUGUUUUAUGAGCAGUAUCUGACCAUUGUGCCAGAGGGACUCUUCAACAUCUCCAUGUGUCUAUUGCCAACUUUCGUGGUGUGCUGCCUUCUGCUGGGUUUAGACCUGCUCUCUGGCCUGCUCAACCUGAUCACUAUAAUCAUGAUUGUUGUGGACACAGUUGGGGUCAUGACUUUGUGGAGCAUUGACUACAAUGCAGUGUCCCUGAUCAAUCUGGUGACGGCGGUGGGAAUUUCAGUGGAGUUUGUGUCUCACAUGACCAGAUCCUUCGCCCUCAGCACUAAACCCACACGUGUAGAAAGAGCUGCAGAGGCUACAGCCAACAUGGGCAGUGCAGUGUUUGCUGGUGUUGCAAUGACUAACCUGCCAGGCAUCCUUGUUUUGGCCUUUGCCAAGGCCCAACUCAUCCAGAUUUUCUUCUUCCGCCUAAAUCUGGUCAUUACACUUCUUGGGUUGGCCCAUGGACUAAUAUUCCUCCCUGUGCUCCUCACUUAUUUUGGUCCUGGUCUGAAUAAAGCCAUCCUGUUGCAGGCCCAGCGGGCUAACCAAAGUCAGGACACAAUGAGAAGAGUAAAAGAAGCAUAUGACAACAUCAGCUAUGUGGACAACGACGAAACGAACCCAGGAACCAGCUCAAACUCCACAAGUUCUUCAGGGGACGACAAAAAACCUCCAGAAGCUGCAGAAAGAAAGGAGAAGAUUGAGCGCUUAUGAGGUGCCAAAACUGUUAUCGAGUUAAAUAUUUACCUCAAUCAAAAAUGGACUCAAGGGACCAAUAACAGUGAUACAGUGCUUUAUUUUAGUGGAAGUAUUGCAACAAUCACAAUGCAAAGGCUGUCAGAAUGAUACUGGACAUUGUCAUUUUGUUUUCUGUUUUUGUACUGGAUUUAAUUGUUUUGUAUUUGUACACACAUUUCAUUAUAGCACUUUUUAAAGUGACACACACUCCAUGACUUUUCCCUAAACAGUAAAAUGCUGCAGAAAGAAUGCAAUCAGACCAUGUAAAAAAAAACGUUUACUUUAAAAGCACUCGUCUUCAUUAAAAUGGUCGUCAUGGGAGUUUUUUUAUGACGAGUGAUUAGACGUUACAAAUACACACCAAUGCAGUUUUUUUUUGUUUACUCUAAAUUUAUUUCUGUUUAACAAGGGACUGGUGCGCCUGCUUUUUUUGUCUCCUUGUGCCAGCUGGGCCUCUGAUGCAAUAAUAAAUACAUAAAUAAAAACACACUUUCUA
Messenger RNA from Oryzias latipes (Japanese medaka), 4783 nucleotides. Lineage: Eukaryota; Metazoa; Chordata; Actinopteri; Beloniformes; Adrianichthyidae. The record is from RefSeq and is a predicted model, not a curated record.